This is a messenger RNA of Diachasma alloeum, 1227 nucleotides long. Its product is annotated as growth/differentiation factor 8. Bases 1 to 1227 code for a protein of 408 amino acids. NCBI's taxonomy places the organism in Eukaryota, Metazoa, Arthropoda, Insecta, Hymenoptera, Braconidae. Gene Ontology annotation, biological process: SMAD protein signal transduction. The transcript has 3 exons. The record is from RefSeq and is a predicted model, not a curated record. Gene Ontology annotation, cellular component: extracellular region. Gene Ontology annotation, molecular function: cytokine activity; growth factor activity.
AUGAUUACGAGGGGGCUCUUUCUCUUGUUGGUUGUCCUCGGGGCCUUUGAUUUGCCACCGUCGAGAGUUGUUACAUGGGCCAGUAUGGCUAUGGCUAAUAGUCCAAAUGGCGGUUGCAAUGCGUGCCGAAUGCACGAGGAGAUAAGGGCUAUGAGUUUAGAAGCUAUUAAAGAACAGAUACUUAAUAAACUUGGACUUAAGCAAGCACCUAAUAUGACGGGACGUGCAUUACCAAGAAUACCGCCUAUAUCAAAAUUAAUGGACAUGUAUGGAAUGCAGGCUGAUCAGCCGUCAAGUGUUGAGCCUGGUAUUACUCAUCAUGAGGAGAUUGAUGAAUUUUCAGCUAAAACUGAGAGUGUCUUUGCACUUGCACAACCUCAUCAGAAGCUGAGACACUCCAAAGGCAGUCUCGACGUAAUCUAUUUUAAGUUCUCGGACAAAGUAAUUCAGCACCGAGUGACGCGAGCAGAACUAUCCUUAUGGAUAUGGGGUACCCGAAGAGACGAAGAUACCCUAGAUGACGACUCCAAGGAGGCCGACGAGAUCCUAGAAGAUGAUGACGAAAGCCCGCGGGGCCCGGUGACGAUAACCCUGCAGAGAAUUCUACGAGGUACAUCGGACAAUGGAACCCCUCAGCUGGGGCCCCCGUUGACGACGAAGCACAUGCGACCGGUGGGUAAACGUGGCACCUGGGUGACAAUUGAACUCAGGCGAAUGGUCGCCGAGUGGUUCAAACAUCCGCGGGACAAUCUGGGUGUUGCCCUGAAGAUCACCAGUGGCAAGAGCGAUAGGAGACACUCCUGGAUCGUUGAGACCAAUCCUGGAGCUGAAUUUGCUCCUUAUCUUGAGGUGCAAACGCAAGAGUUGGAGUCGAGACGUGGCGCUAGGAUCAAGAGAAGUGUUGGACUGAAUUGUGAUGAAGCUACGCAGGAGACAAGGUGCUGUCGGUAUAAGCUGACAGUUGAUUUUGAAAAGUUCGGGUGGGACUGGAUCAUUGCACCCAAAAAAUACGAUGCAAAUUACUGCUCGGGUGAUUGUCCCAUGGCAUUUCUUCCAGUUUAUCCAAAUACUCACAUAGUGAGCCUAGCUGAGCCACCGAAUAAUACAGGCCCCUGCUGUGCACCAAGAAAACUCUCUGAAAUAACAAUGCUCUACUUCGACAAUGAGUAUCAAAUUGUUUUCACAAGACUACCGGGAAUGGUUGUCGAACGUUGUGGCUGCUCAUAG